ACCACGCCUGCAGUUCAUCCGAUCGGAACUCUUGUCUACGCCAAUGUUUUCCACAGCGACAGAUAUCUGAGUAACUCCUUCCGCUCCGGCUACAGUCUGCGUGCGCACAGCCACAAAGCUAACAACACCGAGUACUGUUACAGGAACCUAUCGUUUACUUUCCUCACAUUUGACUGCGGUUUUACUUUAGAAACACAGAUAGUUGAAGAUGACAGACCGUUACAACAUCCACAGUCAGCUGGAGCAUCUGCAGUCGAAGUACAUCGGCACAGGCCACGCAGACACCAGCAAAUGGGAAUGGCUGGUUAACCAGCACAGAGACUCAUACUGCUCCUACAUGGGCCAUUUCGACCUUCUCAAUUACUUCGCUGUCACUGAGAACGAGAGCAAGGCUCGGGUCCGCUUUAACCUGAUGGAGAAGAUGCUGCAGCCGUGUGGUCCCCCAGCUGACAAACCUGAAGAUGCUUAGGACCGUUUUGACUCGGUCCCUACAGCCGGAUGUUUUCUGUUCAUUCAGUGCUGGGUGACCUUUGAAUCCUCUUGCUUGUGAACCAGUCAAUGUUUUCUCUUUUUUUUGUGAUAUUUUGUAUAGAUUGUUGAAUUACAAGUGUGCUUGAAGAAAAUAAAAUUGAUACCUUAUCACAAA
This is a messenger RNA of Sinocyclocheilus anshuiensis, 646 nucleotides long. It is a transcript of the gene sf3b5, whose product is annotated as splicing factor 3b, subunit 5. Bases 209 to 469 code for a protein of 86 amino acids. The record is from RefSeq and is a predicted model, not a curated record. Lineage: Eukaryota; Metazoa; Chordata; Actinopteri; Cypriniformes; Cyprinidae. Gene Ontology annotation, biological process: mRNA splicing, via spliceosome. Gene Ontology annotation, cellular component: U2 snRNP; precatalytic spliceosome. The transcript is spliced from 2 exons.